Messenger RNA from Haliotis rubra (blacklip abalone), 1564 nucleotides. RefSeq names its product tumor necrosis factor ligand superfamily member 15-like. Gene Ontology annotation, cellular component: membrane. The record is from RefSeq and is a predicted model, not a curated record. Gene Ontology annotation, molecular function: tumor necrosis factor receptor binding. The transcript has 4 exons. NCBI's taxonomy places the organism in Eukaryota, Metazoa, Mollusca, Gastropoda, Lepetellida, Haliotidae. Bases 248 to 1072 code for a protein of 274 amino acids. Gene Ontology annotation, biological process: immune response.
CACAACAGAAGUCUAUAGUCACAGUCUGCUCGCCGUCCCUCAGUACUUGACAUGAUAACACAGUGAACAGGGAGUACAACGCUACACCGGGAUUCAAGCAGGAAGACAACUCUCUGUGCGGUUUUUCCAUGUCAGAGACGUAGACUGCUCGGGUAGCUAAAAUACCCAAUCAACUAGGAAGUCGGGUGAACAUUCAGGUAGACUUCUGUAUGAAAAGGCGAUCAACCAGUCUGUGUCUUCAUUCAACAUGUCGGAAUCCACGGAGUUCAUAAAAUCCAACAGAGCUGAUGUGCCCGUGUGUGGACCCAUAUUUCUCCGUAUCAGCGUGGUAGCAUCCCUUGUUGUCAAUGUAACUGUUGUGACACUGGUAAUCUUCGUAGUGUUGAAGAAGGAUACAGAUGUUCCUCUACUCAACCCUGUUGCUGAAACCGGCGCUGUGUGUUUUGUUUGCGAUUAUCUUGGGCCCAGGAUCGAAUCCAACGACACGCUCUACAGUGUGGGGAGAGUAGAGAAAGAUACGUUCUGUUGCCUGAAAGAAAUGGAUGAGCUUUCUCCAACAUUUCAACAGAUGGCGAGGGCAAUAUACAAGGGAAAAGAGGAUGCACCUGUUACAUCCAGGGUUACAUCCUCGUGGAUGAAGGGAACAACUGGAGCACAUCUGUAUCUGGAUCCGGCGCCAAGAAACGGUACCACUCUGCCUUGGUAUGACCGUGGACGGACCGGCUUCGCCUACAUAUCUGGUGUUAAAUAUCAAAAUGGCCAUAUUCAUAUACCGUCAAAAGGUCGAUAUCACGUAUAUUCUCACGUGACAUACAGGCGGCAGACGAACACAAAUAAAGACAAAGUAUUCUUGCACCAGAUUGUCCGUGAACAUCCGAAACAACCGAACCUAGGGGAGGUAACUCUUCUGGUUAACAGCAACAGCUACUCCGCACAUGAGAAAUAUCAAACCAGCUUCCUGUCAGCCAUCUUGGACAUGCGCAAGAAUGACCGAGUCGCCGUCAAAGUUUCUGAUGUCUUGUCAGUUCACAAACAAUCCAUGCGUACAUUUUUCGGUGUAAGAAAACUAUAACGACCCGUAGUGACCGACUCAGUGUGAUCAGAUGUUUGAUAGGCAUUUAGAAGUUGAUGGGGUAAUACAACAACCCGGGCCAGAAAAUCCAGUGAUCUGUGAAAGAGGUUGUAGAAAAAGGUGCGUACUUCAUCAUGGUGUAAUAUGUUGCAAGGGAACACGUACUUCACGAAACUUGCUUUUCGUGUUCAUUUAAUAUAAGAAACUGCAUAUUAUUUAGUUCUGGUCUUUGUCUUCGGUUAGAGACUAGGAGUCAUAAAUAUGCUGUGGUACGCAAACCCGACACACACAAUCGGGAUCCGCAAGAACAGGAUCCUGGUGACUGAUAACAUGAACACCAUCCCGUGUUAAAAGGUGGCGCCCCCUGUUUGACGCAUAAUCAACCAAGACCAGGCGGGAUGCUUGAAUGAACCGGAGACAUACAGGAGUUGGUUCCAACAAUAAGCGGCACGAAGUGCUUCACAUAAGACAUCGGAAAUCACGCCUAUAUUC